GAUGACGGUAGUCCUCAUUUGUCUGAUGACAUCUACUUUCUUGAAUCCUUUGAGUCUGGCCUCUUUGAUGGGGAUUGGGUUCGAUCUGAGGCGAAAAAGGAGGAGAACGGAGAAAUGAUGUUAAAAUAUGAAGGAGAGUGGACGAUAGAAUCACCACAGGAUCGUCGGCUGCCAAGGGAUAAUGGGCUGGUGUUGAAAUCGCCAGCGAAGUUACAUGCCAUCGCUUCUUCAAUGCGCCAAGUCUUUCACUUCAAGGAUAAGCCGCUUAUCGUGCAAUAUGAAGUCCACUUUCAGGAUGGUGUUGACUGCGGAGGAGCGUAUAUAAAACUCCUCUCUCACAGGGAUGACCUUGAUCUGACUCAAUUCCAUGAUAAGACUCCAUUUUCCAUCAUGUUUGGACCAGACAGGUGUGGUAAGGAUUAUAAAAUGCAUUUCAUCUUCCGGCACAGAAAUCCAGUUACUGGUCUCUAUGAGGAGAAACAUGCCAAGAAACCAAGUGCUGACCUGAACGAGUACUUCACUAGCCAGCAGAGCCACUUGUAUUCACUUGUUCUAUAUCCAGACAACCAUUUCAAAAUCCUCAUUGACCAAUCAGUGAUUAACGAAGGCAGCCUAUUGAAAGACAUGUCCCCACCAGUCAUUCCCCCAAAGGAGAUCGAAGACCCUGAAGAUACUAAGCCGGAGGAUUGGGACGAUCGAAUUCAGAUUCCUGAUCCAAAUACCCGCAAACCACUGGACUGGGAUGACGAUGCCCCUCGUUGGAUUCCUGAUCCUACGGCUGUGAAGCCUCUGGGCUGGUUGAAUGCAGAGGACCCAUUUAUUUCUGACCCAGAUGCAGAAAAGCCAGAAGACUGGGAUGACUCAAUGGAUGGAAACUGGGAGGCUCCUCUGAUUCCCAAUCCGGUGUGCACAGUUGCCCCCGGAUGUGGGGAGUGGACGGCACCCACAAUACUCAACCCUGCUUAUAAAGGCAAAUGGAAGCCACCCAUGAUCCCAAACCCCAACUACCAGGGUUUAUGGAAGCCUAGAAUGAUCCCAAAUCCAGACUAUUUUGAAGAUCCUCACCCAUUCCGUAUGGAUGCUAUAGGAGCUGUGGGUCUGGAACUGUGGUCAUUGACCCCUAACAUCUUUUUUGAUAAUUUAUUAGUUUGUUCUGAUGAGAAGGUGGCAGAACAAUGGACUGCUAACAUGUGGGAAAAAAAACAGCCAAGAAUUUUCUUGAAGUUGUUAGCGGCAGCAGGAAAGCGGCCAUGGCUCUGGGGACUCUAUGUGUUUACUGUGGCCUUACCAGUGGUCCUUUUCAUCAGCAUCUGCUGGCCAGACAAGCGAUUUGGUCCACCAGAUCAGGACUAUUAUUAUAAAAAGACAGAUGAUCCACAGCCAGAUGACCCUGUAGAUCCACAGAGAAACUCAAACACCCAAGCAUUCUCAAGAACAAAAGAUGGUUGUACCUGAAGAGAUCUGCAAUACCUGAUUCACUGAUCUACCACUCAGCUGAAGGGACUACAGUGCAAGAACAAGGAUUACGGAAGGGAUUUCAGGAAGUAUAUGGAAUAAUCCAUACCUGUGCAACUUUUUUGCGAUUUGUUUUUGGAAAAAAGUUAGUCAACAUCAUUGUGGACAAAUCAAUAAAACAAAAUUGUGCUCCAUAUUUGAAUUAAUACUUUAAAACUGUACUGGGAUAUUUUUGGAUGUAUACAGCUCUUUUAACAUGUACAGGACAAGGAGUCUUGUAUUAAAUACACAUUCACAAAUAUGCAUGUUUUUCCCCAAAGUCAAAAAUACAUUUGUCCAUUUUGAAAAGCGGUUUCUUUCAUUACAGGACUGCAGGUGGCCCAUGUUGUCCCAGCCGUAUCAGAAGAAAAGCAGAAACCUACGCUGGAUGUGAUGGCAGCCUGCCACAGAGCUCACUCACUCACGACAAAUGCAAACUUUAAGGAUGACGGGCGUAAUUCUGUUAAUGUAGUCAUACACAGUACACAUAAUAGGUUUGAGUUCAGACAUUUUGGCUUAUUAGGCAUUCCUUGAAUGUCAUGUCAGUCAGAUAUAUGACCGAUGCUAAUAUAUUACAGUCCUACUGGAGUGAUGUAGGGUGCUGCUUUUAUGCUACUGUAUGGAAUAAAUAAGAUUAUUAUUGAGCAUGCUA
Erpetoichthys calabaricus (reedfish) is the source of this 2146-nucleotide messenger RNA. RefSeq names its product calnexin. The record is from RefSeq and is a predicted model, not a curated record. The coding region runs from base 115 to 1455 and encodes 446 amino acids. Gene Ontology annotation, molecular function: calcium ion binding. Gene Ontology annotation, biological process: protein folding. Lineage: Eukaryota; Metazoa; Chordata; Cladistia; Polypteriformes; Polypteridae. The transcript is spliced from 12 exons. Gene Ontology annotation, cellular component: endoplasmic reticulum; endoplasmic reticulum membrane.